This is a messenger RNA of Dicentrarchus labrax (European seabass), 2073 nucleotides long. RefSeq names its product cytochrome P450 7B1 (gene cyp7b1). The record is from RefSeq and is a predicted model, not a curated record. Gene Ontology annotation, biological process: cholesterol homeostasis; bile acid biosynthetic process. Gene Ontology annotation, molecular function: steroid hydroxylase activity; oxidoreductase activity, acting on paired donors, with incorporation or reduction of molecular oxygen; iron ion binding. The transcript is spliced from 6 exons. NCBI's taxonomy places the organism in Eukaryota, Metazoa, Chordata, Actinopteri, Moronidae. The coding region runs from base 62 to 1561 and encodes 499 amino acids.
GCUCUGUGUGUGGACUCGGAGGACUCUGAGGACGAGGACCGUGUCGGACUCAGUCUCAAACAUGUCCACGCUGCUGCUGGUUCUGCUCGGCCUGCUGUCCCUCAUCCUCUGCGUCCUCCGUGGCCGGAACAGAAGAGAGGACGAGCCUCCGCUGAUUAAAGGUUGGAUUCCGUACAUCGGGAAGGCUCUGGAGUUUGGAAGAGAUGCCUAUUCAUUUCUUGAAGAACAGAAGAAGAAGUUUGGAGACAUCUUUACCGUGCACAUAGCCGGUAAAUACAUGACCUUCAUCAUGAACCCUUUAAUGUAUCCAAGCAUCAUCAAACAUGGCCGGCAGCUGGACUUCCACGAGUUGUCCGAUAAGGUGGCGCCCUUGGUGUUCGGCUACCCCCCCGUCAUGAGCAGGAACUCACCCGGCCUGCACGAUGAGAUCAUCCGCACCUUCCAGUUGCUCCAGGGUGACAACCUCACAGCACUCACAGAGAGCAUGAUGGGUAACCUCAUGCUGGUGUUUCGUCAGGACCACCUGGCUGAGAGGCCGGGGGAGGAGGGCGGCUGGAAGAGUGGCAGCAUGUACGAGUUCUGUAACUCCGUCAUGUUCGAGGCCACCUUCCUCACCAUCUACGGGAAGCCAGUGUCUGCCAGCCGCCACAGCGAGAUGAGGACGCUGAGGGAGGACUUUGUCAGGUUUGACUCCAUGUUUCCACUGCUCAUCGCUCAGGUCCCCAUCAGGCUGCUGAGGCAGACCAAGGUGAUCCGCGAGAAGUUGAUCAACUACUUCCUGCCGCACAGGAUGUCGUGUUGGUCGAACACUUCACAGUUCAUCAAGAGACGAUCGGAGCUAUUGGACCAGUAUGACACUCUGAGGGACGUUGAUAAAGCAGCUCAUCACUUUGCCAUGCUCUGGGCAUCUGUCGGAAACACCAUCCCUGCCUCCUUCUGGGCCAUGUACUACCUGGUGAGUCACCCUGAGGCCCUGGAGGUCGUCCGCCAGGAGGUCUUAGACGUCCUGAACCUCAGCGGAGUCGAGUUCAACAGAGACAAAGACGUGACGCUCAGCAGAGAACAGCUAGAGAAGCUUCUGUAUCUGGAGAGCACCAUCAACGAGAGCCUCCGUCUGUCCUCGGCCUCCAUGAACAUGCGUGUUGCUCAGGAGGACUUCAGUCUGCGGCUGGACAGUGAGCGCUCAGUGGCCAUCAGGAAAGGAGACAUCAUCGCCCUCUACCCUCAGAGUCUGCACAUGGACCCCGAGAUCUACGAGGAGCCGCAGACGUUCCGGCUCGACCGCUACAUCCAGGACGGCAGAGAGAAGACAGACUUCUACAAGGACGGGCAGAAGCUCAAGUAUUACCGCAUGCCGUUCGGCUCUGGCUCCAGCAUGUGUCCCGGUCGAUACUUUGCGGUCAACGAGAUCAAACAGUUCCUGUGUCUCCUGCUGCUCUACUUCGACCUGCAGCUGGAGGAAGGUCAGAGCAGAGUCACUGUGGACUCUGGCAGAGCUGGACUGGGCAUCCUUUUGCCCUCCACAGACGUAUGCUUCCGCUACAGACUGCGUACAGUCUAGCCAGGACAGUGUCAGUGAUGGAAGUGUGUGUGUGUGUGUGUGUGUGUGUGUGUGUGUGUGUGUGUGUGUGUGUGUGUGUGUGUGUGACACACAGUAGAUGAUGUUUCUUCUGCUGCAACCUUGUCCCGUCAGAUUUUAUGAUACCAGUCUAUGUAAUGUGAAAACAAUGUGAACGUGGUCUCUUAUUUCAGCUCAACCUGACUGACUCGACUCAGUCUGACAUUAUUUGAUCUAACCUGACUCAACCUAAAUUUACACAACUCGAAUCAACUCAACCUGACUUUUACUGUAAAAUAAUACACAAGCAGCAUCAACAGAAUCAUCAAAAUCUGUCAGAUAAAGCACUUCAUGAUUUCUUCAGUUAUCAGCUUUAUCUAUUUUGGAAUAUUAACACAUACAUUUUCUUUAUUUCCAUUCAGUCAGCACCUCCUGUUAGCGUGCCCUGCUCUUGUGAGCACCUGAGUUUCAUAUAUUUAUGUUUGGCCCGAACAAUAAAAGACAACACAACACUU